Molecule: messenger RNA, 1437 nt
Organism: Paramecium sonneborni
Lineage: Eukaryota; Ciliophora; Oligohymenophorea; Peniculida; Parameciidae
Source: the annotation of a GenBank genome assembly
AUGGAUAAAAUAGAAUAAAUGAAUGAGAUUGGAGAAAACAUAAUAGCAGAUGUGAUUGUAAGGAUUAAAAAAAACUUUACCAGAUUUUAAUAGUAUAUGAACAAAUAUAGAGACAAAAAAGUGAUUAUUUUAUGUGGAAAUACGGGUGCUGGAAAGAGUAGCAUCUAUAAUUGGUUGUUAGGAGCUGAUUUCAAAAUGAAGCAAGAGAAUGGAGUAGAUUAUUUAUAACCUCAUCAUUAUGAUGAAAAAAUGUAUAUCUCAAAAAUGGGAACUAAUACAAAUUCUAUUACAGAAACAUCAAUUUAUUAAUAUAUUGAAGAAUUGGAUCACAUUCUUGUUGAUCUUCCUGGAUUUGAAAGUACUAAAGGGGAUUAUCAUAAACUAUUUAUUGAUUUACUCUUUCAUAAAAUAACUACAACAUUUUAAACUAAAAUAGUCUAUGUAUUAGAUAAUCCAUAAAAAGAAUUAUAAAACAGAGGAAAGGAUUUUACAUAAUUCAUUAAUUAAUUAAUUGGAUUCAAUUCCAAUAAUAUACCUAACAUUUUUCUUAUUAUUAAUAAAUACUCUGAAGAUGGAAUAGAUAAUGAACAAAUCUAAAGAAUUUAAGUAUAGUUAGAAGAAAUAAAAGAAUUUAAAGGGAGAAUGCUUAAAAAUAUUCAUAUUAUACGAAAAAUAAAAAACAAAGAAAUGAUUUAAUAAAUAUUCGCUGAAUAACCAAGAAAAUUUCUUCUUUAAAGUUUGAUUAAAUCAGACAUUUUUACUCUGUAAUCUACAAAUAGAAUAUAAUUUUCAAGUUCUCACAUUGUUAAUGAUUAUUUAAUGAAUCAGAGCACUUGUUAUUUUCAAGAGCUAAAAAAAAUGUCUUAAAAUAUAAAAUAGUUAAUUGAUAUGAAACAGAUUUUUAACAUUUUUGCAGAAAAAUAAGAAGAACCAAAUUCUAGCUCAAAUAUACCGUAAUCAAUAGAAGGCUUGUAUGAUUUAUAUACUCUUAUAAUAUCUAACAAAAGAUCUGAAAUUGCCAGUACUGAUGAGUUUUAGAAUUUUAAAAAAAUCUAUGAUUAUUUUUUACCUUAUGAAGAACAAUUACUCAGUUAUUUUUGUAUGAAUAAUAACUUAAGUGCCUAAAUCACAUUAUUUAAUUUAAUUAUUGAUUACUUAUAAUAAACCCCUUAGCAAAAAUCUACAGAAAAUAAACUUAAUAUUUAUCACUCAUAAUAAACUACCUAGCCGAAACCUUCAGAAAAUUAACAAAAUAAAUGGGUGGAAAUAUUUAGUAAUAUUACUGAGUUUAUUAUAAGGGUUGCUGAAAAAAUUAUUUUUAUCAAAUUUUCUGAAAAAAAUAGCAAAAUUCCAAUGACAAUUGAUCCCUCAAAAAUUAUUUAUUAGCCUUUGUAGUUUCAAAAUUUGAUUAAUCCUUUGCCAAUUCCAAAAAAAUGA